UAGAAACAAGGCCAACAAAGCCUCUGAGAUGCAGUGAGGGCGUAGCAGGAUAAGACCGUGUCACGCAUUUAAAUUAAACUCUCCUUCCGCAAACAAGGAAACGCAGGUCCCAGGUCUGAAAUUACACGUUUAAAUUACGGCUUUUCACGUUUCAGCUUCGGCCUCACAUGUACUGCGACUAAAUGCGUAUUAAUGCACAUUAAUGCAUAAAAAUUGAGCUAUAUGUUAGCAAUUCCAAUGAACCGGUUGGAAGUGGGGAGCUGCACAUUUUCACCAUAAUUUAAAUAAAAUGAUACGCACAUGCAGGUCUUUUAGGUAAUAGUGUGUGUUUCAGAGAAUGGGGACGCUUUGCCCAUUAAUGCAAGCGAGACUAAAUUAGCAUCACAUGUACUGCGCAAAUACAGAAAUACAUAUGACAGUUACAUUAUUAUGUACAUUAUUAUUACAAUUUUAGCUACUCAGCUUGAGAGGAAAAAAAGAACAAAGGAAAAAAGGCAAUGCUGGAAAAAAUCUGACGCACUUUGAACAUAUAUUAUUAAUAAUAAUUUGUGGAAGAAUUCACUGGUAAGCCCUGCUAUUACUUUGCUUAAGGCUAAAACAAAUUAAGUAAAUAUUAUCGAUGCUCAGCGUUCUUUAUUUAAUUAGUUAAUUUGUGCAAAGCCUCUUAUUAACGAGGUUGAAUGGGUGGGUGAGAUAGAGCGGGUGUAAAAGGUGACAAACGCUUAUUUAAAAUUUAAGUCGGGUCUAGUUCGUGAUGAUCUUAUCACUUACCAUCCUUGUGACGCCACCCCAAAAAUCAGAGCUCAUCCAUUCGUAGCAAUGGUCCCGAAAGCAGGAAGGGUCUCUGCUUUGGCUGGUAACUUGUCGCUGCACGUUAUCGCGCCGUCCACCUCCCAGAUGGCACGUGGGCCCACCCAGGUGACGGCGUAAACGGCCCGGGCUGACAGACAUCAGCCGGCUUACGGGCUUCCUGUGGGACUCAGGUGCACCCGCCCUGCCCUUGCGUGUCCCCUCCCAUCAAAUGUGGUGACCAUGUGACCACACUGUAUGAGGUUUGGCAAUGCGGAAUGACGGGAGCUCAGCAGUCUAACCCGGGAGCGUCAAACUCCAGUCCUGGGGGGCCAGAGCCCCGCACAGUUUUUGGUUUACCCUCGUUUAACACACCUGAUUCAACUCCUUCUGCUAAUUACCACACAGCUCUUGAGCUGAAUCAUUUGUGGUAGGAUAGGAAAGACCUAAGCUACACAGGGCUCCGGCCCCCCGGGUUUGACACCCCUGGUCUAACCCCUGAACCCAAAAGCACAACCAUUUCAUUUAUUCUUGUUAUCCUUGACCAUAAAUAAUUUAAUUGUAGAAUCAAACAAUGUGUGGCAUUCCAGUCUGAGUGGUAAUGUGAAGAACUACCACUUCACUUAAUGGUUAAAAAUAGAACAAGCAUCCAGGAAUUGAUAAGUCAUCAGCUACUAAAAGCAGAAUCAAACUGGAAGUAAUGGAUUAGAUCGUGUACUGAUUGCUCACCUGUUCUUUAAAUCGUUUCAUUCCCGAUGUUCGUAAAUUUGAUAUUCAUACAUUUCUUAAUGUUAUCUCCCUGCACGAGAUUCACAUGCAUUGUGUGAAGGCAGAUAAUUGGACCACCCAGUCAUUAAGUAGCGAAGCUACUGUACCUUUAAGACAUUAAGGAGGAAAUGAACUACAUCUCUUGCAGCAAAAUAAGCAUGAUUUACAGGACCCCCACAACAGUUCUGCGAUUGCGAGGUCCUACUCGUAUUAUGCAGCACAGCAAAUUAGACAAUUUAGAUCUUUUAAAUGCAUGCCGUAUGCAAAAUCAUGACACGAAACUCAUUUUCUUCCCAGUGCACACACUCUGCAAAAAUUGUGACACGUCGCAAAUGUGUCACUUUCUGUGGAUGCAGGGGUCCACAACAGGGUGGAUCCCCGGCGAAUCGAUGAGCAGGAUUAUAUGUGAAAUAUGGGUGUUUUUGGCGGAUCGAUACUGAGCGAAAGAGGAGACAGCUGUGCUCUAAGCUUUUCCUCUCCCAGAUCAAUGGAAAAUAACACAUCAGAGCGAAAAAGCUUGACAUGCCAUCGAGGAGGAUGUGAUGUCGCAGACUCCGCCAUCACCUAUGAACCCGCCACACUUAUUUCACAAGCCCCCUGCGAUGAGAACAGUGUAUCUGAUUCCCAUGCACUGUGGAAGGUAAAAUCUGCACAAUUCAGUCAAAGUGCAUUUCUUAAAAUGAAACGCACGCGAUUCUUUUAUCUUUCUCUCCCACAAAUGGACCGGUUCUGAGCCAUGAGCCGAGUUCUCACUCGUCACUCAGGUGAGCCCCAUCACUCUUGAGGGAUGAUUGAUCCUCCACCGCAGCUCUGCACUGACCUAAUGACGCAUUCCGGUACACCCAUCAUAUUCUACCCUUCCUGUGAUCUGCUCAUUGUUCUUAUCCACGUGUACGGCCUUACGGGACGUAGCCAGGCACCAGCGUUGGUCCAGGCUGCGUUGGUCGGUCGUUGCUGGCCCUUUAACAGCUGAGGCAGCUCCUGUCCUGCUGACUGGGUUUUUUUUGGCCAUUCACGGCUGAGGUGCGUAUCGCAUAACACCGUUCCUCCUUUAAAAUGAGCACCAACCGCUCAAGUACAGCUCAGAUGGGCAGAACAGGCUCCCCUGACCUCGUCGCUCAUCGGGGUCCGCCUGCAGGGAUCUGCACCUCCAAGCGCCAAACAGAGAAGCACCCGCAGCCCUGACCGGACGGGACGCGGGGCCGGCCACACAGCAUGGGGACGAAAAUCAAGUGGCGGAAGGCGAAGAAGAUUCGCAACGAUGUCAUCCCUACGGCCAAGGCCAGGGGCUACGAACUGCAGUUCUGGCACGCCCUCAUGGUGGGCGACGACAUCACCAUCGUGGGCAUCGCCGACGACCCCGAGUCCAGCCAUGUGGUCAACGCCAUUUACGACACCAGCAACAUCGACGAGUGGAAGACCCACAGGCUGAACUACAGGAGUCUGAGACUAUGGUCGCUGACCUACGAGCAGGAGCUCACCACCCCGCUGCACAUUGCGGCCAGCCGCGGUUAUGCUGACUGCCUCCGACACCUGCUGCAGCGAGGCGCCAACGUGGAGCUGGCUCCCGGGGGCACCACAGCACUGCACGAGGCUUGCGAGGGCGGCCACAGCGAGUGUGCCCGGCUGCUGCUCUCCUACGGCGCCAACGCCAACGCCACCAACGAGGAGGGCCUUGCGCCGCUGCAUAUGUGCAUCUUCCCCGAGUCCCUGGAAUGUGCCAAACACCUGCUGCAAUUUGGCGCGGCGGUCAAUGGGCGGAGCCUGGAGGAGGACGACACGCCGCUGCACGUUGCGGCGCGGCACGGCCUCCCGGACCACGCCGACCUAUAUCUGCGGUACGGUGCCGCCUUGGACAGGCAGAAUGACGAGGGCCAGACGCCCCUGAUCACGGCCUGCGCCGAGCCGCAGGCGGCCGAGGACCUGCAGCGCUACCACCAGGUGUGCCGGCUGCUGGUGAGCGCCGGGGCCAAUGUGCGCGCGGAGGACCGCGACAGCCAGACGCCGCUGCACAUGGCCAGCAAGAACGUGAACGCCGACGUGGCCGAGCUGCUGCUGCAGCAGGGCGCCAACGUCAACAACAUGUGCUACAGCGGCGAUACACCCAUGCACAACGUGCUCAAGGCCGUGGCCUACAAGGCGGCCACCCACCACCCUGAGCGCAUCGUCCGUGCCCUGCUCAACUACGGCUCCACCCGCGUCUGGCCCGGGGCGCUGCCAAAGUUGUUAAAACACUGCUGUAAAUCACCUCGCACCAUGGAGGUCAUCCUGAAUGCUUACGACCGCCUCAAAAUCACAGACACCUGGAGGGAGGCUGUCCCCCAUGAGGUCUUCCAGGAGCACAGGGGGUUCUACGAGUCCGUGUUCGUCCUGACCCAGAUGCCGCGCUCACUCCAGCACCUGGCUCGCUGCAAGGUCCGGGGUCUCCUAGAGGGACGCGUGCCCCACGUUGUGCCCAAGCUGGGUCUGCCCACCUUCUUGCAGAAAUACUUGCUCCUGGAGUUCCGGGACUACAUCCACUGAUGAGGUAGAAGAAAUGGAUGAGCUUUCUGUCUCUGAGGGACCCUUGGAACACUGAUUAAGUCCUCAAGGCUGACAAACCUUCAGAACCAAGCAAGCACUACACUUCGCAGAAUGGCAUGGAAUAUAAUUUUAGAUAUGUACAACUAACUUAAAGUAUACACUUGCAUUAAUUGUAUUUGUAUUUUUGUGCUGAAAACUAACGGUUUAUAAACAAUUGUUUAUCGUAUUGCUUUAGACUGAAAACUAACCCCAAAAUGUUAUUUUGUGUCGCUAUUUUUUUGUGUUAUUUAUUUUUGUUAGGUUGAUAUACAUAUAGUGAUAUGUUUUUUUUCACGUAAGGUAUUUCCAAGGUUCUGUUUCCAGUACAGCAACAAGAUAUUCGUGUAUUGGCUGACAACAACUAAUCGUCCACAAGAGGGGGCCCUAACCUUGAAAGUGCGUCAAACAUUCAAAUAGGACCUGUGUCUUGAUACUCCUUUAGAAGAAACUUUCGGCAUAUUUUCAGGAAAAUGUAAACAACUUCAAAUUAAAUAAGAGUUAAGCAUAAGACAAGCACAAGAAUGUAAGAUGGCCGCAGACCACUUCACGGAUGUUUUUUCGUAAUGGUAGGAUAUGGUAAAAUAAUACAAUUUGACACGUGAGUAUCAAACAAUUUUUAAUUUGACACUUUACGCAGAUCUAUGAUAUUAAGGAUAGUUUUUACGAAGGAUGACCAUAUAACAUAACGAAUUCGUUUAUUCUACCAAAAACUUUUAUCCCGUAUUGGUCAAUACAGGGUAAUGAAAGCACCUUGAUUUUAAAUAUAACCUUCUCUGAGAAAUAUCCCUGCUUAAGAACAUGAAAAUUGCUGGCUUACAUUUUGUAUUUUCAUACAUCAGAAACUAUUGUUUAGUGAAGGCAAUCAUUUUCUGAACUUUUAAUGAACAUUCUUCAUAUACGUAUUUUACAAGACGAGUUUAUUUGUAAUUGUAUAGCUUUGUUACACAAACACCACGGUGUGAAUGCUGUUUUUUCCACGUAGCAGAAUGUUGCAAAUGAUUAAAUUCUCAUAAAACUAUUUCCUCAA
Brienomyrus brachyistius is the source of this 5146-nucleotide messenger RNA. It is a transcript of the gene asb10, whose product is annotated as ankyrin repeat and SOCS box containing 10. The transcript is spliced from 5 exons. The record is from RefSeq and is a predicted model, not a curated record. Gene Ontology annotation, biological process: intracellular signal transduction. NCBI's taxonomy places the organism in Eukaryota, Metazoa, Chordata, Actinopteri, Osteoglossiformes, Mormyridae. The coding region runs from base 2773 to 4080 and encodes 435 amino acids. Gene Ontology annotation, molecular function: protein binding.